CGAGAACUCGCGAGAGACGUAGAGAGAGAGAGAGAGAGAGAGAGAGAGAGAGAGAGUUACAGUAGUAAUGGCCAGCCUUGUUGUUCCUCACCAUUUCUCUGCUACUGAAGAUGCAGAAACUCUGAGAAAGGCCUGCCAAGGAUGGGGAACGCAUGAGAAGCCGAUCAUAAAAGUGCUAGGGCACAGGAAUGCAGCGCAGAGGAAGCAGAUCAGGCAAGCCUACGAGGACCUCUACCAGGAAGAUCUCGUCAAGCGCCUUGAGUCUGAGCUCUCCGGAGACUUCGAGAAAGCGGUGUACCGUUGGAUACUGGACCCAGCCGAUCGGGAUGCCGUGUUGGCGAAUGUGGCGCUGAAGAAAUCGAGCCCUGAUUACCAUGUGAUCAUAGAGAUUUCUUGCGUUCAUUCCCCUGAGGAGCUCCUGGAGGUGAGAAAGGCCUACAGGCUUCGCUACAAGCGAUCCUUGGAAGAAGAUGUCGCUGCACAUACCACCGGCGACAUCCGCAAGCUCCUGGUUGGUUUAGUGAGUGCGUAUAGGUACGAAGGAGAAGAGAUCAACGCGGGGUUGGCGAACUCGGAGGCCGUCGUUCUUCACAAAGCCAUAAAAGAUAAGGCCCUCAACCAUGAAGAGGUCAUAAGAAUCUUGAGCACCAGGAGCAAGGCUCAGCUCAGGGCGACUUUCAAUCACUACCGAGAUGACCAGGGAACUUCCAUCACUAAGAAUCUGCUGGCUGAACGACCUGAUGACUUCUCGGUGGCACUGCGCACGACGAUCCGGUGCCUCAAUGAUCCGAAGAAGUACUUUGAAAAGGUCUUGCGCAAUGCAAUCAAGAAGGUCGGGACUGAUGAGGAUGCGCUCACCCGCGUGAUCGUGACUAGGGCGGAGAAGGACCUGAAGGAGAUCAAGGAGGAGUACUACAAGAGGAACAGCGUCUCGCUUGACAUAGCGGUGGCCAAGGACACCUCUGGCCAUCAUGAGGCCUUCUUGCUCACUCUCCUGGGCAAGGAAGAGUGAUCAACCGACUACUUUCCGAUAUAUCGAUCUUUUCAUCCUAUGAACUUAUUAAGUAGUGUGAGCUUCGUGUGGUUUGGGUCUGGGUCGGGACUUUUUAUGUUGGACAACGCUUGUUACUUUAUAACUGGCGCAUCUGCCCUAUCUAUCUUAUGUGAUGUUUGUCUUUGCACAAGCACUUACGUCCAUAGAAAAGCACUCCUUCGUUGAUCAA
Rhodamnia argentea is the source of this 1223-nucleotide messenger RNA. Its product is annotated as annexin-like protein RJ4. NCBI's taxonomy places the organism in Eukaryota, Viridiplantae, Streptophyta, Magnoliopsida, Myrtales, Myrtaceae. Gene Ontology annotation, cellular component: cytoplasm. The coding region runs from base 68 to 1012 and encodes 314 amino acids. The record is from RefSeq and is a predicted model, not a curated record. The transcript has 7 exons. Gene Ontology annotation, molecular function: calcium-dependent phospholipid binding; calcium ion binding.